ACGUGGGGAGGGUCGGCGGCCGUCAUGGCGGAGCCGGAGGCGCCGGGCGGUGAGCGCGAGCCGUGCCGGGCGCGUGGGGCGGACCGGGACCGGGGAACCUCUCACGUCGCCCCCGUUCCGGGUGCGGGUUCCGGAGCGGCCCCGUCGGUACCGGCGGUGGCGCAGGGCCCCGAGCUGUCCCGGGAGGAGAAGCUGCAGCUCCGGAAGGAGAAGAAGCAGCAGAAGAAGAAGAAGAGGAGCGAGAAGGGAGCGGCGGCGGAGCCCGCGGAGCCGGGCACGGCGGCGGACCCCGCGCAGCCCCGUGUUGCUCCUCACCCCGCAUCCCCCCCAGCCUCAGCCAAUGUCCCCAACGACAGCGAGAAGCCCAUGGGGGGCAAGAGCAAAGCAGAGCUGCGAGCAGAGCGCCGGGCCAAGCAAGAGGCUGAGCGGGCCCAGAAGCAGGCCAAGAAAGCAGAGCUGGGACAAGGAACUGCACCCGCCAGGCCCAGGCUGACCCCUACUGAGGCUCCAUCUGUGGUAAAGCGGUUGCCAGAGCACGUGCAGGUGGAUGACCCUGCUGCCCAGAGGAAGUUAGCCAAGAAGCUGGAGCGCCAGCAGGUACCUCUGAGGCAGGACUACGGUACCAAGGUCAACCUGUUCUCCCACUUGCACCAGUACAGCCGGAAGAAGCCGCUGACACAGCAGAUGAGCAUCCCCUCCACAGUAAUUCACCCAGCUGUGGUGCGCCUCGGCCUCCAGUACUCGCAGGGUAUCAUCAACGGCUCCAAUGCCCGUUGCAUCGCUCUGCUGGAAGUCUUCAAACAGCUGAUUCGGGAUUACUCUACUCCCCCUAAUGAGGAGCUAUCAAGGGACCUAGUGGCCAAGCUAAAGCCACACAUCAGCUUCCUGAACCAGUGCCGGCCCCUCUCAGUUAGCAUGGGCAAUGCCAUUAAGUUCCUCAAGAAGGAGAUUUCAUGUCUCCCUGACACCCUGAGAGAGGAGGAGGCAAAGGAGAAGCUGCAGGGCACUAUCGACAACUACCUGCGGGAGAAGAUUGUUUUGGCAGCUGAAGCCAUUUCGAAAUCUGCCUUUGAGAAGAUAAACGACAACGAUGUGAUCCUGGUGUACGGAUGCUCGUCGCUGGUGAACCGCACGCUGUGCGACGCACACAUGCAGACGGACCGGACCUUCCGUGUCAUCGUGGUGGACAGCCGGCCGCGGCUGGAGGGGCGGGAGACGCUGCGACGCCUGGUGCGCCGCGGCAUUCACUGCACCUACGUGAUGAUCAACGCCAUUUCUUACGUGCUGCCUGAGGUGUCCAAAGUGCUGCUGGGAGCCCACGCGUUGCUGGCCAAUGGCUCCGUCAUGUCCCGUGUGGGGACGUCGCAGAUCGCGCUGGUCUCCAAGGCUUACAACGUGCCUGUGCUGGUGUGCUGCGAGACGUACAAGUUCUGCGAGAGGGUGCAGACGGACUCCUUUGUCUCCAACGAGCUGGAUGACCCCGAUGACCUGAUCGUGCUGCGCAAGGGGCAGGCCCAGCUGGGCGGCUGGGCAGAGAACAAGUCCUUGCGUCUCCUCAACCUGGUGUAUGAUGUGACGCCGCCUGAUCUGGUGGAUCUGGUUAUCACAGACCUGGGCAUGAUCCCCUGCACCUCGGUGCCUGUCGUCCUGCGCGUCAAGAACGUGGAUCAGCAGUAGGGGGCAGCUGCAUGGAUCCUAAUAAACCAAGCCUCGUGGCCGUAAUGUGUCUCGUUUCGUGGUGUGGCAGAAGCCCAGGCACUUGUGGCAGCUUGUGGCACCCUGGGCUCAGUUCUGCGCUAUCCUGGGGUGCGCAGCGC
Molecule: messenger RNA, 1817 nt
Organism: Lagopus muta (rock ptarmigan)
Lineage: Eukaryota; Metazoa; Chordata; Aves; Galliformes; Phasianidae
Gene: EIF2B4
Product: eukaryotic translation initiation factor 2B subunit delta
Exons: 12
Coding region: 25-1677 (550 amino acids)
Source: RefSeq, a predicted model, not a curated record